CUCGUCUGGUUUGUGCUUGGAAGAAUACAGAUUCUCGGUGAUUGCAUUUUGGACAGGGGUGCUCCUCGGUUCUUGGCAGUGUCGGAUCUGAUAUAACGUCGGCGACGAUGUGGAUGCGAAAGAGUAGUGCUGUCUUUCGCAAAUAAAUCUUCAUCAAUCUAAAUCCAUCGAUAAAAAUGAGUAAACUCGAGGACAGUUUUACAUGGACACACCGAUUGGGAUGUCCACCGUCGAUUUGCAACGAAUCUACAAAACAAACAUUAUCAAAGGGAAUCGUCGGCUUGCUAUGGGAUCACAUCGCCGACAAUCUACAUCCCACAUCGGAAGUCUUGGAAGCAAGGAAAAAUAUCUUACUGCAUAAACUGAGAGAAAAUGCAGAAGAUAGUGUGAUUGAAAUAAUUAAAAAAACCUCUAAGAUAAGAGCGGAAAGAAACGUUCUGAGACAGCGAAUUCGUGCUGCUGAAGAAGAGCGAGAAACGCAGGAAUUCUUACUUCGUAAAAAACGGCAAGAACUUCUCAAGAUACAGGCAACUCGUCAAUCCGUACAAGCAAAGAAAGAACUUUUCUCCAUAAAGUAUGAUCAGAUGCAAUCGCAGGUUCAAGAUUGUAAUCAAAUGCGCCAAGUUUGUAAAUGUCUGUUGCCGUCCAGUGGUGAUCAGGUCGACCUAAUAAUAAUAGAGGAAUCCUUGACCUUAGUCAGUUCUAUGCUCUCAGGCACGGAUAAGAAAAAGGUCUGGAAGAAGAUAUCAGAGAUACUCUAUCCUGUCGCAACAUCAGUCUUAUGGAACAUUCUAUUGCAACGCCGAACAACUGAUAUCGACAGAGUUGUCCAGUUGGGGUACGAAAUAUCCCCAAAUGCUACUCCUAGUAAUUGUGGAGAGAAAUUUGAAAUCGGCAUUGCAAAAGCCUGUAGCUUACAUGUAACAGCUGUAUCAAAACGACUGUUGAAUGAUGCCAAAGCGAGUGAGCACCAGUCAACCAUUCUGGAAUAUAUUGAAAAGAUCGAGAAAGCUCAAACUAGCCAUCUGGACAUCAGCGAAUGGUUGGCAUUGACUUUGGAAGUUCGUAAGUGGGAGGCAGAGCAGAUGGGCUUACAUCGAGCUGUAAAAGUUUUCAAUGAGAACCUAGAACCCCAGAACGAGUUGAAUGCGGAACUGAACAAUAUAGCCAUCAAAAUGCAGCAAACCGAUGUUGAAAUGAGACAAUGUGCCGAUGAUAUACAAACAUCCAUGGCGCUUUUGAAAGGAGCUGGUGCUACCUUAAACCGCGCAAAAGAAAAAUUGCUGAAUGGAUUACAAAAAUUUGCAAUAUUCAGAGCAAUGAAUCAAGACAAAACCUGGUUGGACAUUGAUCUUGGUAUCGAAAUUGAAAACUUCUAUGAACGGAUCAACAUGAAUGCUUUGAGAAAAAUUACAUUAGGCGCAGAAGUUGGUGCGUAUAGACAUUCGACAUGCUGCAUAGGGCAAUCAGGGCUUGCUGUUACUGUUCCGCUGGAUGUGAACUAUGUUCACGACUUUCCAUUUGUUCGUGCCCCCCUCUAUCACUUGUUGGAUUGUUACAAAGCCUUAAUGAAAUCCAUUUGGUUCGCUAAUUAUAAGCCGAGCUCUCCAGAUCCUGAACUACAGCUAAACCUAAUCGCAGACAUGGAGGAACAAUGGCGUUUGAUGUCGUCUAGAAACUAUAUUCGUUCUUUUCAGGAGUUGAUGAAUCUCGCUGAUCAAGCUGCUGAUAAAACACAGGAGCAUCUGCAAAACUUUGACGCCACUUUUGAAGCUUGGACAAACCAGGUAGUGAGUUGUAUAUUGAUAUCUUACGAGAAUACUGUGGAUGGAAUAACUUUCAGGGAGUGGCAACAGCGAUUUAACAUCAUGGCAUCACUGUUGGCCUCGAAGACUAAGGCUUUGAAGUAGAAUGGCGUUAUAACGAUUGUCGCGAAACGCAUUUUUACGAUUCAACAGUAUAAAAAAUUAUUUGAAUAUAGAUUGUAAAUAAGUCUAAGUUACUAGUAUUUUUAUACUUUCUUUCGAUAAGAAUAAAAUCGUGUUUGCUAUA
Messenger RNA from Neodiprion fabricii, 2052 nucleotides. RefSeq lists its product as uncharacterized. The record is from RefSeq and is a predicted model, not a curated record. Lineage: Eukaryota; Metazoa; Arthropoda; Insecta; Hymenoptera; Diprionidae. The transcript has 9 exons. Bases 177 to 1910 code for a protein of 577 amino acids.